AAGCUUGCAUGAGUUGCAUCUUGUGACUCUUGACCGCAAACACGCUUCUAGAAAAGGUCAUGUUUGUUUGCGAUUGCCAGCACUCGAUAUUGAUCUUGAUUUAAAUCUGCAUUCCUCCGCUAUACUCUUGAUACUGUUAGCUGCGGAAACACUGUCAAAAUGCUUGGGGCUUUGUGUAUCAAGUUUCUGUUUUUUAUCGGAGCUUUGCUCUCCUUUGCUGACCCAUUCACUGAUGGAUUGACUUGCUGGAAGUACUUUGAAGCGGGAGAGAUAUUAUGGUUCGUGUUGUGUUUAGUCUUUGUUAUUCUUCCAAGUUUCAUUUAUCUUGUGUUCUGGGUUUUCAUUCUCCCAUCAAAUGAAGACACAACAUCUGGACGAUAUGCUUCAAAACUCCGCUGUUGUAUCACUGCUGCCUGCUGUCCAUUCAUUCCUUGCUGUGGCAGAUUAUACGUAGUUUUUACUACAAAGAAACACGAGGACCAUCAACUGUAUAUUGAAGUAUUUAACUGUCUUGAAGUCGGGAUUGAACUGGCUCCUCAGUUUAUAUUACAAUUCUACGCAGCGAUGAUACAAAGCCGUGAAGUUAGUGUGAUACAAAUCGUUUCUCUCACCAUAACUUUCCUCCGUAUUGGCUGGUGCUAUGCAAAUGUUAAUGAAGAUUGUACAUUUAAAGUUUGUUUCGGUGGUUUGAUCAGCGUUGCUGCAAGAGUCUUUGCUUAUGCGUUAUUUGCUGUAGCACUUGGCCCUUGGGUUGUGUUAGUUAUUGCCUUACAUAUGAUAUUGACGUGUAUUAUCCAGCGAUCUCACAGGGUAAGAGCAUUUGGAUAUGUUUGUUUAUCGUGGUUGUCCUACACUCCAUUGGGCUCAGACAAGGAAAGCGAUGCUGAGCGACUCAAAUGGACAUCUCGUACAUUUCUUCAACCUAUAAUCCAUGUAUUAGAGGAUAUUAUGAUGGCGCUGUUUUUCUAUUUUUUUGUGAGCGAAGGUAGAACCUACCCGCAUCGUUUGAAGAUUAUGUUAGGUCUCAUUGGGGGGAGUUUGUUCGGAUAUGUGGUGCUGAGAUUGUCACAUUUUAUGAAAUGUCAAAGUGGAGAAUCUCAGGAGCAAACUACAGACAUUGAGGCUUGCCAAGGGUUGAAUAAGGCCGAUACGGAAGUCGAAAAACCCAGUCAGAAACCGGAGGGUGGAGAUGAUACAGACGGGGGGAGAUCGAGGUUUGGUUUUAAGAAUUGGCGACUAAGACGGAACGAUCCACCAGUUGAUGAAGAAGCUGGGGUGAAGGAAUCCAAGGAAACUAAAGAUACAGGAGGGGGCGGAGGGAUAAUCACUGGUCGUUUGGGGAAGUUAACAGAAUGGAAAUUUCGCAAGGGAGGAGGGAAGAAUGAAGCGGAAGUUGAGGGAGGGUCUGGUGCUGACGGAGGUUCUGGUGCAACCAAUGAUGGGACCGAAGGGGAAACCAGUGGUUUUGUAGGGUUUAGAAAAAUACGUAAUUUUAAAUUAGGAAGAGAUAAAAAACAAGAUGAACACAAAUCAUGAAAGUGAUGAAACUUUGAUAGAAUCAGGUUAAUCUUUACAUUCAUUUAUCUCAAAACCAAUCUCUCUAAAUGUCAUCACACUCAAAGAAGAUUAAUCCAUCAACACUCUUAGAUUUGGAAAAUAUUUUACAAAAAUUGUGUUAUCAUAUUAUGUAUAAAUUGUCAGUUAUUUAUGCAGAAAUUCUGUGUUGUAUGCCAUGUUUGCAUUCCACGUUACGAAACAACCGCUUGUUAAUUAUAAAGUUAUCAUU
This is a messenger RNA of Dendronephthya gigantea, 1786 nucleotides long. RefSeq lists its product as uncharacterized. The record is from RefSeq and is a predicted model, not a curated record. NCBI's taxonomy places the organism in Eukaryota, Metazoa, Cnidaria, Anthozoa, Malacalcyonacea, Nephtheidae. The transcript has a single exon. Bases 160 to 1536 code for a protein of 458 amino acids. Gene Ontology annotation, cellular component: membrane.